Messenger RNA from Helianthus annuus (common sunflower), 622 nucleotides. Its product is annotated as autophagy-related protein 8f. The transcript has 6 exons. Gene Ontology annotation, biological process: cellular response to nitrogen starvation. NCBI's taxonomy places the organism in Eukaryota, Viridiplantae, Streptophyta, Magnoliopsida, Asterales, Asteraceae. The coding region runs from base 126 to 488 and encodes 120 amino acids. The record is from RefSeq and is a predicted model, not a curated record.
UCGCCUUUUUAUACACACACGCUUUGUUAUCACAGCUGAAUAACAAAACAAAACAAAACAAAACAAAACCCAUAAUUCACACAACCCCAAUCAGACUUUCCUCUGCAAUUUCUUCAAAAAGUGAGAUGGCAAAGAGUUUAUUUAAGCAAGAACAUGAUCUUGAGAAGAGACGGGCCGAGGCUGCUAGAAUUAGGGAUAAAUAUCCUGAUAGGAUUCCGGUGAUCGUUGAGAAAGCGGACAGAAGCGAUGUUCCCAAUAUCGAUAAGAAAAAGUACCUUGUUCCAGCUGACUUGACAGUAGGUCAAUUCGUGUACGUAAUUCGUAAAAGGAUUAAGCUAAGUGCAGAGAAGGCUAUUUUCAUAUUUGUUGAUAAUGCAUUGCCACCAACAGGGGCAAUCAUGUCUGCAAUAUACGAAGAAAAGAAAGACGAAGAUGGUUUCCUUUAUGUUACUUACAGUGGAGAGAACACGUUCGGCUGGAACAACUAGUGCAUUAUUUACUUUCCCUGUUUAUGUGUUCCAUCAACAACUUUCUAAGACGGUACUAAUUUGUAAAUAAUAAUCCAAAUCCUGCUGUUUUAUCUUUGUUAAUAAUCUCCUGCUAAUGAUUUGAUGUUCUUUAA